Molecule: messenger RNA, 1950 nt
Organism: Daucus carota subsp. sativus
Lineage: Eukaryota; Viridiplantae; Streptophyta; Magnoliopsida; Apiales; Apiaceae
Product: protein trichome birefringence-like 35
Exons: 6
Coding region: 194-1324 (376 amino acids)
Cellular component (GO): Golgi apparatus
Molecular function (GO): O-acetyltransferase activity
Source: RefSeq, a predicted model, not a curated record
AACUAAUAAUGUGAUCCCAUCCAAACAAAAUUGAGUUUACAAAAAUUAAAACUAAUCCUGCUGCAUCUGACAAGCUUCUUAUGCAACCUAAUUUUCUGCACUAUUCAACUAUUUUCUGACAUUUCAAGUUGAAACGGUAUCUUACGGUCUUUGUCGGGUCAACGCUAAAACCUCACGGGGUAAAUGAAAACCUAUGAUAAUAGUAGAUACAAAGUGGCCUACACAUAAAAUUAUCAUUUUAAGAAUGAUGCAGAAAUGGCAGAAGAAGAAAGCCCAGUUCCCUGUUUUAGCUUUUGUGUUUCUGAUCUUCAUUUUGUGCUCAAUCUUCUAUAAUGAGCGUUACAUCCACCAAAUCCAUCAGGAGAACUCGAAUAAUAAUCAUCAGAUAACUAAUCUUGUUGAUGCUUAUGAUAAUAACCCCUUUAAUCAUUUCAAUCAUACCCUUGAUGAGCUUCCUCCAGUGGCUUUGGAUAGAUCUAGCAAGUGUGAAUCAACUGUGAAAUAUAGUGGACAGGAAGCUAAAUGGGCUGUGGGGAAGCAGGAGGUGACUGGGAGGAGGGAGAGUUUGGAGAGGUGUGAUGUUUUUUCUGGCAAGUGGGUUUUCGACAAUUCGACAUAUCCACUCUAUAAUGAGUCUGAUUGUCCUUACAUGUCUGACCAAUUGGCUUGUCACAAGCAUGGAAGGCCUGAUUUUGAUUACCAUUACUGGAGAUGGCAACCCUAUGGCUGCGAUUUGAAGAGAUGGAAUGCGACUGAACUAUGGGAGAAGCUUCGCGGGAAGAGACUUAUGUUUGUGGGGGAUUCGCUAAAUAGAGGACAAUGGAUAUCAAUGUUAUGUUUGUUGCAGUCUGUAAUUCCUGCCAACAAAAGGUCAAUAACUCCCCAAGCUCACCUUACCACUUUUAGAGCAGAGGAGUAUAAUGCAACCGUGGAAUUUCUUUGGGCCCCUUUGCUUGUUGAAUCCAAUUCUGAUGAUCCUGUAGAUCACAGAUUAGAUGAACGAAUAAUGUGUCCAGACUCACUCCUCAGGCACUCAUCUGAAUGGAAAAAUGCUGAUAUACUUAUUUUCAAUUCGUACCUGUGGUGGAGACAGGGUCCUGUUAAGCUGCUAUGGAGUACAGAAAGAAAUGGUGUUUGCCAAGAGAUAGAUGAGCUAAGAGGCAUGAACUUGGCCAUGGAGGCUUGGGCAGAAUGGAUAGAUUCUAAUGUUGACCCCCUUGAAAAGAAGGUCUUCUUUGUUACCAUGUCGCCAACACAUCAAUUAUCUCUUGUCCUCUCAGACCUCAGUUACAGCUCUGCUAAUGAAGUUAAGUUAUAUGGCUAAUUUGUGGUAAUUUGUGUCUUAUUACCGGGUAAACCUAAUUUCAGCCAGCUUUCACAUAACUUAUUCCUAAUAAAGAAGGAACGGAAACUCAAUGUGGUUGAUUGCUCCUUUUAUGUAAUCUUUGAGGGAAAUGUGUAAUAUACCUCUUUGUUGAGUGUUAAAAUUUUUCAUCAAAUCUAAAUACUCCCUCCGUCCCUUUUUGCCUUUUUAGCUGUCACUUUGGUGUUUUGCAAGUAAUUUAAGAUGGCUAAAAAGAAAUUUUUACUCAUUAAUUUUUAAAAUUUUCUUUUUUUUUCAAAUAAAAAUAUAAACUAUAAACUUUAAUUUAGGAAAAGAAGAUUUUAAAAUAGUGGGUGGAAGUAUCUCUUUUAGCAACCUUAACUUACGUGCAAAAAGUCAAAGUGACAAUUAAAAAUGGAUGGAGGGAGUACAAUUUGUGCAUUGUAUCGCUACAGUAUCUGCAACUGUUAAUCUUAGCUAAAGAUAUCAAAUAUAUAUAGGCUCCUACAAUGAAGUUUAAAUUUAUCAGUGGACUAUACUUUGUUCAAUAAAGUUUUCCUGAUUAAACUUCUUCUCGUAAUCAGCUCAAGUUGUUUUUCUGUUGUCUGUCUUGAGUUUAUGUGGCA